Molecule: messenger RNA, 804 nt
Organism: Striga hermonthica
Lineage: Eukaryota; Viridiplantae; Streptophyta; Magnoliopsida; Lamiales; Orobanchaceae
Source: the annotation of a GenBank genome assembly
AUGAUGAUAAGUGGUAACCCAAGAAACAAUAACAAUAGUGAGAGUAGAAUUAGGUAUCCAUUCACGGCCACCCAACGGCAAGAGCUCGAACAACAAGCACUUGUUUUCAAGUACAUGGUCUCCGGCAUGCCCGUCCCUCCCGACCUCCUCUUCACCAUCCGCCGGAGCUUCCACUCUUCCCUUUCCUCCAAGCUCCUCCUCCCCAAUUUUGGAUGGAACAGCUUUUCGGUGGGGUUCGGGCGGAAGGUCGACCCGGAGCCCGGGCGUUGCCGAAGGACGGACGGCAAGAAAUGGAGGUGCUCCAAAGAGGCCCACCCGGAAUCUAAGUAUUGCCAACGACACAUGCACAGAGGCCGUAACCGUUCAAGAAAGCCGGUCGAAACUUAUAACGAUAACAACAACCACAGCAAUAAUAAUAAUAAUCACUCGCCGGCCACCACUAAUCCGGCCGGAACAAACAUAUUAAACACAAACAUGCCAUCACACUCCUUUCUCUAUCCUCAUCACGAUCAUCAUACCUCUCAAUCUCAACAAAUCGCCGGCUUCAAUUUUCUCAACCCAACCGGCACAGAUUGCAGUGUAUACGGAGAGGAUUGUAAUUACGCGGUGUCAUUGGGUUCGUUUGACGAUGGAGAACAAAAACAGGAGCAGCACCAGCAGCAGAAGAAGAAAGUGAUGCACCAUUUUCUAGACGAGUGGUCGUCGGCAAAAGGCGAAGAUUCGACUAAUUGGGCCAACAAUAAUACCGAGGAUCGAACGACUACGAAUCUCUUGCAUGACUUCUUCAUGACCCCAAAAUGGUGA